AUGCAGACAGUACUCACUCAUCAAACUAAGCGCUCACUAGACUCUAGGACGCUGAUCUUCGAACGCUGUGUACAGUACAAUCACACUUAUUCAGUGGAAGCCAAGUGCCUGAAAGUUGCACCACGAAAUAGCGUUAGCAGAGAAGCUAGAGCGUUCCGCGAUUGCCAGCCGAGCCGAGAUCAGAUAAUCGAAGCACCGGAUUGGGAUGAUGGCUUUGGAGGCAGCGAGAAUGAUUUCGGGAAAUCUAUGCGUCAGAGGUUGCUCCAUUGGGGUCCGCUAACUGCCAUUGGCAUAACAUUGAUUAUUGGUAUCGCCACAACGUAUCUGCAUCUGCUGUGGUGGCCACCAACAACAUUUGCUGCAUUUCUUCACCUUUCAUUUUUCUUAUUCUUCAACUAUCUCAGUCUGGUG
Molecule: messenger RNA, 411 nt
Organism: Gongylonema pulchrum
Lineage: Eukaryota; Metazoa; Nematoda; Chromadorea; Rhabditida; Gongylonematidae
Source: the annotation of a GenBank genome assembly